Messenger RNA from Equus quagga, 2529 nucleotides. RefSeq names its product follistatin like 4 (gene FSTL4). The transcript is spliced from 15 exons. Bases 1 to 2529 code for a protein of 842 amino acids. NCBI's taxonomy places the organism in Eukaryota, Metazoa, Chordata, Mammalia, Perissodactyla, Equidae. The record is from RefSeq and is a predicted model, not a curated record. Gene Ontology annotation, molecular function: protein binding; calcium ion binding. Gene Ontology annotation, biological process: regulation of BMP signaling pathway; cell differentiation; multicellular organism development.
AUGAAACCAGGAGGUUUUUGGCUGCAUCUCACACUGCUCGGGGCCUCCCUGCCGGCUGCGCUGGGAUGGAUGGACCCAGGAACCCGCAGAAGCCUCAGCGUGGGUGUGGGGGAGUCCCAGGCAGAGGAAUCCAGGAGCUUUGAAGUCAUGAGAAGAGAAGGGCUUUCCGGCCACAGUGGGCUGCCAACCUCCUGCGGAAAGAAGUUCUGCAGCCGUGGGAGCAGGUGUGUGCUCAGCAGGGAGACGGGGGAGCCCGAAUGCCGGUGCCUGGAGGCGUGCAGGCCCAGCUACGUGCCCGUGUGCGGCUCCGAUGGGAGGUUUUAUGAAAACCACUGUGAGCUCCACCGUGCUGCGUGCCUGCUGGAGAAGAAGAUCGUCAUCGUCCACAGCAAGGACUGUUUCCUUAAAGGUGACCCGUGCACCAUGGCCGACUACGCCCGCCUGAAGAAUGUCCUUCUGGCGAUCCAGACCCGCCUGCAGCCACCCCAAGAAGGGGACAGCAGACAAGACCCUGCCUCCCAGAAGCGCCUCCUGGUGGAAUCUCUGUUUAAGGACUUGGACGCAGAUGGCGACGGCCACCUCAGCAGCAAUGAACUGGCUCAGCACGUGCUGAAGGAGCAGGACCUGGAGGAGGACUUCUUGGGGUGCUCACCGGGUGACCUCCUCCGGUUUGAUGACUACAACAAGGACGGCUCCCUGACCCUCCAUGAGUUCUACACAGCCUUCCAGGUGGUUCAGCUCAGCCUCGCCCCCGAGGAGAGGGUCAGUGUGGCCACGGUGACCGUGGGGCUGAGCACGGUGCUGACCUGUGCCAUCCGCGGAGACCUGCGGCCACCCAUCAUCUGGAAGCGUAAUGGGCUCGCCCUCAACUUCCUGGACUUGGAAGACAUCAAUGACUUCGGAGAGGACGACUCCCUCUACAUCACCAAGGUGACCACCAUCCACAUGGGCAAUUACACCUGCCACGCCUCCGGCCACGAGGAGCUGUUCCAGACCCACGUCCUGCAGGUGAAUGUGCCACCAGUCAUUCGCGUCUAUCCGGAGACCCAGGCACAGGAGCCUGGGGUGGCGGCCAGUCUGAGAUGCCAUGCAGAAGGCAUUCCUAUGCCCAGAAUCACUUGGCUGAAAAAUGGUGUGGAUGUCUCAACCCAGAUGUCGAAACAGCUCUCGCUUUUAGCCAAUGGGAGUGAACUCCACAUCAGCAGUGUUCGGUAUGAAGACACAGGGGCAUAUACCUGCAUUGCCAAAAAUGAAGUGGGCGUGGAUGAAGAUAUCUCCUCACUCUUCAUUGAAGACUCAGCUAGAAAGACCCUCGCAAACAUCCUGUGGCGAGAGGAAGGCCUCAGUGUGGGAAACAUGUUCUACGUUUUCUCCGACGAUGGCAUUAUCAUCCUGCACCCAGUGGACUGUGAGAUCCAGAGGCAUCUCAAACCCACUGAGAAGAUCUUCAUGAGCUACGAAGAAAUCUGCCCUCAAGGGGAAGGAGAUGCCACCCAGCCCUGCCAGUGGGCAUCAGCAGUGAACGUCAGGCACCGGUACAUCUACGUGGCGCAGCCGGCACUGAGCAGAGUCCUUGUGGUCGACGUUCAAGCCCAGAAAGUCCUGCAGUCCAUAGGUGUGGACCCUCUGCCAGCUAAGCUGUCCUAUGACAAGUCGCAUGACCAAGUGUGGGUCCUGAGCUGGGGGGAUGUGCACAAGUCCCAACCAAGCCUCCAGGUGAUCACGGAAGCCAGCACAGGCCAAGGCCAGCACCUUAUCCGCACCCCCUUCACAGGAGUGGACGAUUUCUUCAUUCCCCCAACAAACCUCAUCAUCAACCACAUCAGGUUUGGCUUCAUCUUCAACAAGUCUGAGCCUGUGGUUCACAAAGUUGACCUGGAAAGACUGAUGCUCCUCAAGACCAUUGGCCUGCAGAGGUACGGCUGCAUGCCACAGGCCAUGGCCCACACCCACCUGGGCGGCUACUUCUUCAUCCAGUGCCGACAGGACGGCUCCACUUCAGCCGCACCGCAGCUGCUGAUCGACAGCGUCACGGACUCCGUGAUUGGCCCCAAUGGUGAUGUAAGCGGCACCCCACACACAUCCCCCGAUGGACGCUUCAUAGUCAGCGCUGCUGCCACCAGCCCCAAGCUGCACGUGCAGGAGAUCACGCUGAGGGGGGAGAUCCAGACCCUCUAUGACCUGACAAUAAGCCAGGGCAUCUCCGACGUGGCCUUCCAGCGGUCCUUCACCCAGGGCAAUCAGUACUACGUCUACGCCACUCUGGAGACAGAGCCAGCCCUGCUGUUCCUGGAGCUGUCCACAGGGAAGACGGGUGUGCUGAAGAACUUAAAGGAGCCGCCCAGAGGGCCAGCCUGGCCCUGGGGAGGGCCCCGCAGGAUCAUGAGGGAUAGCGGGCUGUUUGGACAGUACCUCCUCACACCAGCCCAAGAGUCGCUGUUUCUCAUCAACGGGAGACAAAACACACUGCGGUGUGAGGUGUCGGGCAUAAAGAGGGGGACCAUGGUGGUAUGGGUGGGAGAGGUAUGA